AUGGCUUCCACCCCGGGAGAGUCGCCCGCCACCUCGACGGCUCCCACCGUCACGCUGCCUGGCAGCACGGCAGGCGAGACGUCGACGGACCCGACGACGACGACGACGGACGGUGCCGCGAUAACGACGGACCAGCCCACCACCACCACCACCACGGACGACGCUGCCACGUCGACCACAGACGUCGCGACGACGGACCAGCCCACAUCCACAGACCCGACCACCGAGCAGCCGACGUCGACGACGGAGGUGCCGACAUCGACGACGGACCCCGCCACCUCGACCACCGAGGAUCCCACCUCGAUAGCCACCGAGCCGUCGUCGACGACCGAAGACUCCACCACCACAGACGACGCUACGUCGACGGUGGCCAGGCCGUCGUCCACCACCGACGUCUUCACCACCACCCAGGCGGACAGCACGGCCACCAGCGUCGUCGUCAUCACCACGACGCGCGAGGCCUCAUCGGCCGCCUCGGCCGCCUCGUCGACCGGGUCCACCGUCGACCCGACGCCCAUCAGCCCCGGGUCCAAGGACUCGUCGGGCGGCCUGACCAGCGGCUCCAAGAUCGCCAUCGGCGUGGCCGUGCCCAUCGGCGCCCUCGUCAUCCUCGCCAUCGUCGGCCUGUUCUGGUGGAAGAAGCGCAAGGCCCGCCUCGCCGCCGAGGAGGAGGAGCGCCGCAAGGAGGUGGAGGACUACUCGUACAACCCCAACGCCGGCGCGGCCAACGAGAUGCGCGAGGACUCGUCGGCCGGCGGCUACCGCGGCUGGGGCACCACCACCCUCGCCGGCGGCGCCGGCUCCAUGGGUCGCAAGGCCUCGACCACCAUGUCCGGAGGCGGUCUCACCUACUCCGACCCCGCGUCGCCCAAGCAGGGUCAUGCCUCCCUCGACGAGAACGGCAACGGCGGCAACACCCACUACACCCCCUACUCGGACGGCGAGAUCCUGGGCGCCAUGGGCCCCUCUGCCGCCAACAACCGCUCCGCCUCGGCCGCGGCCGGAGCCGGCGGCGUCAACCGCGGCGCCUCCAACGCUUCCUCGUCGUACAGCGCCGCCAACCAGUCGGAUAACUCGGACGGCACGGCCGCGUCGUACGCCAACGGCCCCUUCUACGACGCCUCCCAAGCCCACGGCCACCAGCACACCAGCUCCGGGAGCACGGCCGCCGGGGGCUACCCGCCUCAACCCCACGAGCUGCCUAGCCAGCCGGUUAUUAGGGACAAUCCGGCCAGGAGGAACACGCGCAUCGAGAAUCCCGCUCACUAUCCCCAGCAGAGUGCGGGUAUCUCGCAGAAUUUCUGA
Messenger RNA from Geosmithia morbida, 1305 nucleotides. RefSeq lists its product as uncharacterized. The record is from RefSeq and is a predicted model, not a curated record. The coding region runs from base 1 to 1305 and encodes 434 amino acids. Lineage: Eukaryota; Fungi; Ascomycota; Sordariomycetes; Hypocreales; Bionectriaceae. The transcript has a single exon.